Messenger RNA from Apis dorsata (giant honeybee), 993 nucleotides. RefSeq names its product CDP-diacylglycerol--inositol 3-phosphatidyltransferase (gene Pis). The transcript has 5 exons. Gene Ontology annotation, cellular component: membrane; Golgi apparatus. Bases 184 to 837 code for a protein of 217 amino acids. The record is from RefSeq and is a predicted model, not a curated record. Gene Ontology annotation, molecular function: CDP-diacylglycerol-inositol 3-phosphatidyltransferase activity. NCBI's taxonomy places the organism in Eukaryota, Metazoa, Arthropoda, Insecta, Hymenoptera, Apidae. Gene Ontology annotation, biological process: phosphatidylinositol biosynthetic process.
UGCUAGUUGUGUGAUUACUAUAUGCGUCACCGGAAUCGAUACAUCUCGAACUCGAAUCCCAAAGCGAUAUGAUUGUCGAUUCUACCAUUCAUUGACGUUGUAGGAUGUCUAUACUCUUUUCCACAGUAAUUUAGAUUAAACUUGAAAUCGAUAACAGUGAAAGAUAAUUACAAACAAAAAAAAAUGACAAAAUCAGAAAAUAUUUUCUUAUUUGUGCCCAAUAUUAUUGGCUAUGGCAGAGUGAUUUUGGCUAUCAUAUCUUUUUAUUUCAUGACAACUAAUUAUAUUAUUGCAUCAUGGUGUUAUAUUAUUAGUGCACUAUUAGAUGCAAUAGAUGGUUAUGCAGCAAGAUAUUUUAAUCAAGGCACCAAAUUUGGUGCUAUGCUUGAUCAAUUAACUGAUCGUAUUGGUACUAUGUGUCUUUUAGCUGCACUCUGUACAUUUUAUCCAUCUUACUCAUUUUGGUUUCAAUUAAGUAUGGCUAUUGAUAUUAGUUGCCACUGGAUAUAUUUGCAUACGUCUCUUUUACAAGGAAAAACAAGUCAUAAAUUUAUUGAUAUGUCUGAAAAUCCAAUUAUGAGGCUGUAUUACACUAAUCGUAAAGUUUUAUUUUUUAUGUGUGCUGGUAAUGAAGCCUUUUAUGCUGCAUUAUAUCUCCUUUUCUUUACUGAAGGACCUACUUUUGUUGGUAUAAGUUUAUUUAGAUUGGUAAUGUAUCUCUCUGCUCCCAUAGCAUUUAUUAAAGCUGCUAUCUCAUUGUUACAUGGAUAUAUUUCCUGUAUCAAUUUAAGCAUUAUUGAUCUCAAGGAAAGACAGGAACAUUCAAAAUUGAAUUAAGUUAUUGCAUUUAUUUAGCAUAUAUUCAGAUUAAAUGUGAUUAAUUAAUCUUCCUAAUUUACUAUCCUUUACAUACAAAUAUAUAAUUACAUAUUUACUAAUUGAUUUAAUUAUACUAAUUAAAUGUGCCAUAUUUGCAUUUGAGUUGAUAAAUAA